Messenger RNA from Amphimedon queenslandica, 1286 nucleotides. Its product is annotated as betaine--homocysteine S-methyltransferase 1-like. The coding region runs from base 40 to 1083 and encodes 347 amino acids. Lineage: Eukaryota; Metazoa; Porifera; Demospongiae; Haplosclerida; Niphatidae. Gene Ontology annotation, molecular function: zinc ion binding; methyltransferase activity. The record is from RefSeq and is a predicted model, not a curated record. The transcript has 2 exons.
UUUAGAUCUACUCGCAAAGACUUAAACAUUAACUGGAGCAUGGCUUCUAGAAGACUCCUCAAGAGCCGAGGACUACAGGAAAGGCUGAAUGCUGGAGAGAGCAUUCUCUGUGCUGAAGGAUAUCUCCUUGCUCUCAGUCGUCGAGGGUACAUCACACACGGGGUGUGGGUCCCUGAAUUCAUACUGGAGGACCCUGCAAUACUGAAGAGUGUCCAUUACGAAAUGGCACAUGCUGGGUCUGAUGUCAUAGAAGCAUUCCAGUACAAUACUCACAGAGAGAAGAUGAAGCAGAUAGGGAGGGAGGACGAUAUUGAGAAGAUUAACCGAACCGCUUUGAAAAUUGCACGUGAAGUAGCAGAAGAGAAGAACCUCCUGUUUGCGGGAGGGAUUUCAAACACAAACCAAUAUGUGAAGGGAGAGACAGAAGAAAAGGUGAGAGCCAUGUUUGAGGAACAAGUUCGCUGGAGCAAAGAAGAAGGAGUUGACUACAUGAUUGGGGAAACGUUCUCUUUUCUUGGAGAAGCACAAAUCGCUUUAGAAGUAAUACAGAGUUUUGACCUACCUGCUGUGGUAACACUUACUGUCUAUACUGCUAGAGGAGAGGAUGGAGUAGUGAGAACUCGCGAUGGUGUUCCAAUAGGAGAAGCAUGCAAGGAUCUGAUAGAUAGAGGAGUAACAAUAACUGGAGUUAACUGCACCCGUGGACCUGAAAUGACAUUAGAGCUUGUCAACGAUAUCGUUCAAGUUUGUCCUCCUGAAAAGAUUGGAGCAUUACCCAUUGCAUAUCGUACAACCCCUAAGGAGCCUAGCUUCAUGGACCUGACAGAUUCUAUCUGUCCUGCAAAUAACCCAGUUUAUCCAAGAGGUAUGGAGCCAUUCUGUAUCUCACCUGUUGAAAUAGAAUCAUUUACAAAGUCCUGCACCAGUCUUGGUAUGAAGUACUUGGGUAUUUGCUGUGGGAACUCUGGGGAGCUCACCCGUACAAUGGCUGAGACUAUGGGGCGAAAACCACCAGCUAGUCGGUACUUGGAUCAUACGCAGUUUGGGUUUUUAAUGAAGUUAAAAAUGAGUGGAGAAUUAUGAACAAACAUAUUAAAAUGUAAUUGUGCAUUUAGUGUAUUAUUACAACUUUUGAAAAACCUUCAAAUGUCCCUUCAUAGCACUGAACAGCAGGUUAUUUUUUGUGUGACAUAGAAAAUACACAACUUGAAUCAACAAAAUACAGAAAAAGAUGAAUACACUUUAAUGCAUUUAUAGUUGCAAUUUGUAUGUUGUUAAACUGUAAA